Molecule: messenger RNA, 5026 nt
Organism: Carlito syrichta (Philippine tarsier)
Lineage: Eukaryota; Metazoa; Chordata; Mammalia; Primates; Tarsiidae
Gene: COL1A2
Product: collagen type I alpha 2 chain
Exons: 52
Coding region: 91-4191 (1366 amino acids)
Cellular component (GO): collagen type I trimer
Molecular function (GO): extracellular matrix structural constituent
Source: RefSeq, a predicted model, not a curated record
GCGGCCCGACUGCAUGCCCGCGCCCGCCAGGUGACAGCCCCGCCGGCCACGCUCCGUGACACGAGGAGUCUGCAUGUCCCCGGCGCAGACAUGCUCAGCUUUGUGCACGCGCGGACCCUGCUGCUUCUCGCAGUGACCUGGCGCCUCGCGACCUGCCAGUCUUUACAAGAGGAAACUAUAAGAAAGGGCCCAACUGGAGAUAGGGGACCACGCGGAGAAAGGGGUCCAUCAGGCCCCCCAGGCCGAGAUGGUGAAAAUGGUCUCAUGGGCCCUCCUGGUCCACCUGGUCCUCCUGGCCCCCCUGGCCUCGGCGGGAACUUUGCUGCUCAAUAUGAUGGGAAAGGGGUUGGAGCUGGCCCUGGACCAAUGGGUCUGAUGGGCCCUCGGGGCCCUCCUGGCGCAUCUGGAGCCCCUGGCCCUCAAGGAUUCCAAGGACCUGCUGGUGAGCCUGGUGAGCCUGGUCAGACUGGUCCCGCAGGAGCUCGUGGCCCAACCGGCGCUCCUGGCAAGGCUGGUGAAGACGGUCACCCUGGAAAACCCGGCCGACCUGGCGAGAGAGGCAUUGUUGGACCACAGGGUGCUCGUGGCUUCCCCGGGACUCCUGGACUCCCCGGCUUCAAGGGCCCUCGGGGACACAGUGGCCCGGACGGAUUGAAGGGCCAGCCUGGUGCUGCAGGUGUGAAGGGUGAGCCCGGUGCCCCUGGUGAAAAUGGAACCCCAGGUCAAACGGGAGCCCGUGGACUUCCUGGCGAGAGAGGACGUGUCGGUGCCCCAGGACCAGGUGGUGCCCGAGGCAGUGACGGAAGCGUGGGGCCCGUGGGUCCUGCUGGUCCCAUUGGGUCUGCUGGCCCCCCCGGCUUCCCAGGAGCCCCUGGUCCCAAGGGUGAACUCGGCGGUGUUGGUAACCCUGGUCCUUCUGGUCCCGCGGGUCCUCGUGGUGAAGUGGGUCUUCCAGGCCUGUCUGGCCCUGUUGGACCUCCUGGGAACCCUGGGGCCAAUGGUCUCACUGGAGCCAAGGGCGCUGCUGGCCUUCCUGGUGUUGCUGGGGCUCCCGGCCUCCCUGGACCCCGUGGUAUUCCUGGUCCCGUCGGCGCUACUGGUGCUACUGGUGCCCGAGGACUUGUUGGUGAGCCUGGCCCAGCUGGCACCAAAGGAGAGACCGGCAGCAAGGGUGAGCCUGGCUCAGCCGGAGCCCAAGGCUCUCCUGGUCCCAGUGGUGAAGAAGGAAAGAGAGGACCCAAUGGUGAAUCUGGAUCCGCUGGCCCCACGGGACCUCCUGGACUGAGGGGCAGUCCUGGUUCUCGUGGGCUUCCUGGUGCCGAUGGCAGAGCUGGAGGAAUGGGUCUUCCUGGUAACCGUGGUGCAACUGGCCCUGCUGGAGUCCGAGGCCCUAAUGGAGAUUCUGGUCGCCCUGGGGAACCUGGCCUCAUGGGACCUCGAGGUCUUCCUGGUUCCCCCGGCAAUGUCGGCCCCACUGGAAAAGAAGGUCCCAUGGGACUCCCGGGGAUCGACGGCAGGCCUGGAGCCAUUGGCCCAGCUGGAGCCAGAGGAGAGCCGGGCAACAUUGGAUUCCCAGGACCCAAAGGCCCCACCGGCGAACCUGGCAAAGGCGGUGACAGAGGACAUCCUGGUCUUGCUGGAGCUCGGGGUGCUCCCGGUCCUGAUGGGAACAACGGUGCUCAGGGACCCCCCGGACCACAGGGUGUCCAAGGCGGCAAAGGUGAACAGGGUCCCGCUGGUCCUCCAGGCUUCCAAGGUCUGCCUGGCCCUGCAGGUACAGCUGGUGAAGCCGGGAAACCAGGAGAAAGGGGACUCCCUGGCGAAUUUGGUCUCCCCGGUCCCGCUGGUCCAAGAGGGGAACGUGGCCCUCCAGGUGAGAGCGGUGGCGCUGGUCCUUCUGGUCCCAUUGGCAGCCGAGGUCCAUCUGGACCCCCUGGGCCUGAUGGAAACAAGGGCGAGCCUGGUGCAGUCGGCGCUCCGGGCACUGCUGGAGCAUCUGGUCCUGGCGGCCUCCCAGGAGAGAGGGGUGCUGGUGGCAUACCUGGAGGCAAGGGAGAAAAGGGUGAACCUGGUCUCAGAGGCGAAAUUGGUAACCCUGGCAGAGAUGGUGCUCGUGGUGCUCCUGGUGCUAUGGGUGCCCCUGGUCCUGCUGGAGCCUCAGGUGACCGGGGUGAGGCUGGUGCUGCUGGUCCUGCCGGUCCUGCUGGUCCCCGGGGCAGCCCUGGUGAGCGUGGUGAGGUGGGUCCUGCCGGUCCCAACGGAUUUGCUGGUCCUGCUGGUGCUGCUGGGCAGCCUGGUGCCAAAGGAGAGCGCGGUGCCAAGGGGCCCAAGGGCGAGAAUGGGGCUGUGGGCCCCACUGGCCCCGUCGGAGCUGCUGGCCCAUCUGGUCCAAAUGGCCCCCCUGGUCCUGCUGGAGGUCGCGGUGAUGGAGGUCCCCCUGGUAUGACUGGAUUCCCUGGUGCUGGUGGCCGGACUGGUCCCCCGGGACCCUCUGGUAUUUCUGGCCCUCCUGGUCCCCCUGGUCCUGCUGGAAAAGAAGGGCUCCGUGGUCCUCGUGGUGACCAGGGUCCAGUUGGCCGAACUGGAGAAACUGGUGCAUCCGGCCCCCCUGGCUUUGCUGGAGAGAAAGGUCCCUCUGGAGAGGCUGGUACUGCUGGACCUCCUGGCACCCCAGGUCCUCAGGGUCUUCUUGGCGCUCCUGGUAUCUUGGGUCUCCCUGGCUCCAGAGGUGAACGUGGUCUGCCCGGUGUUGCCGGUGCUCUGGGUGAACCUGGUCCUCUUGGCAUCUCUGGUCCCCCUGGGGCUCGUGGUCCCCCUGGUGCUGUGGGAAGUCCUGGAGUCAACGGUGCCCCUGGGGAAGCUGGUCGUGAUGGUAACCCUGGGAAUGACGGUGCCCCAGGUCGUGAUGGUUUACCUGGACACAAGGGAGAGCGUGGUUACCCUGGCAACAUCGGUCCCGUUGGUGCAGCUGGAGCCCCCGGUCCUCACGGCCCUGUGGGUCCCGCUGGCAAACAUGGACACCGUGGAGAGCCUGGUCCUGCUGGUUCCGUUGGUCCCACCGGUGCUGCUGGUCCAAGAGGUCCUAGUGGCGCACAAGGCGCUCGAGGUGACAAGGGUGAAGGUGGUGACAAGGGGCCCAGAGGUCUCCCUGGCCUGAAGGGACACGUCGGCUUGCUGGGCCUUCCUGGUCUUGCUGGUCAACAUGGUGAUCAAGGCUCUCCUGGCCCUGUGGGUCCUGCUGGUCCUAGGGGUCCUGCCGGUCCCUCAGGCCCUCCUGGAAAAGAUGGUCGCAGUGGACACCCCGGUACAGUUGGACCUGCUGGCAUUCGUGGGCAGCAGGGUCACCAAGGUCCCGCUGGUCCUGCCGGCCCACCUGGACCUCCUGGGCCUCCUGGUGUGAGUGGUGGUGGCUAUGACUUCGGUUACGACGGAGAUUUCUACAGGGCUGACCAGCCUCGCACACCACCUUCCCUCAGACCCAAAGAUUAUGAAGUUGACGCUACUCUGAAGUCUCUCAACAACCAGAUUGAGACACUUCUUACCCCUGAAGGCUCUAGGAAGAAUCCAGCUCGCACUUGCCGUGACUUGCGUCUCAGCCACCCAGAGUGGAGCAGUGGUUACUACUGGAUCGACCCUAACCAAGGAUGCACUAUGGAUGCCAUCAAAGUAUACUGUGACUUCUCUACUGGUGAAACAUGCAUCCAGGCCCAGCCUGAGACCGUCUCAGCCAAGAACUGGUACAGGAAUGCCAAAGUCAAGAAGCACGUCUGGUUAGGAGAGACCAUCAAUGGUGGCAGCCAGUUCGAGUAUAACGUGGAGGGCGUGAGCUCCAAGGAGAUGGCCACCCAGCUUGCCUUCAUGCGCCUACUGGCCAAUCAUGCCUCUCAGAAUGUCACCUACCACUGCAAGAAUAGCAUCGCAUACCUGGACGAGGAGACGGGCAACCUGAAGAAGGCUGUCAUUCUGCAGGGAUCCAAUGAUGUCGAGCUCAUUGCCGAGGGCAACAGCAGGUUCACCUACACUGUCCUUGUAGAUGGUUGCUCUAAAAAGACCAACGAAUGGGGAAAGACAAUCAUCGAAUAUAAAACAAACAAGCCAUCUCGCCUGCCCUUCCUCGACAUCGCACCCUUGGAUAUCGGCGACGCCAACCAAGAAUUCAGAGUGGACAUUGGCCCGGUCUGUUUCAAAUAAAUGAACUUGCCCUAAAUUAAAAAAGAACGAAAUUUGAAAAAAUGUUCUCUCUUUGCCGUUUCUUCCUCUUCUUUUUUAACUGAAAGCUGAUCCUUCCAUUUCUUCUGCACAUCUACUUGCUUAAAUUGUGGGCAAAAGAGAAAAAGGAGGAUUGACCAGAGCAUUGUGCAAUACGGUUCAAGUAACUCCCUCUCCCCCUCCCCGAAAGAUUUGGAACCUUUUUUCAACACUCUUACACCUGUUUGGAAAAUGUCAACCUUUGUAAGAAAACCACAAUAAAAAUUGAAAAAUAAAAUAAAAACCAUGACUAUUUGCACCACUUGUGGCUUUUGAAUAUCUUCCACGGAGGAAGUUUAAAACCCAAACUUCCAAAGGUUUAAACUACCUCAAAACCCUUUCCUGUGAGUGUGAGGCCCGAGGUGCUGACCUAGACAGAGAUGGACUGAGGUGCUUGUUUUGUUCACAAUACAAAGGUGCUAAUUAAUAGUAUUUCAGAUACUUGAAGAAUGUUGAUGGUGCUAGAAGAAUUUGAGGAGAAAUACUUCUCUGUAGUGAGUUACAUUGUGUGGGGUUUUUUAAAAUUUGAUUUAGCAUCAGUCAUUUCCAUCUUACCCCUAAUUAAAAGUAUGCAGAUGAUUUGCCCAAAGCUGCCCUCUUCUUUAAAUUCAGCAUUCGUUCUCCGCCAGUCUCAUUUUCAUCUUCUUCCAUGGUUCCAUAGAAGCUUUGUUUCUUGGGCAAGCAGAAAAAUUAAAUUGUACCUAUUUUGUAUAUGUGAGAUGUUUAAAUAAAUUGUGAAAAAACUGAAAUAAAGCAUGUUUGGUUUUCCAAAAGAAAA